Drosophila novamexicana is the source of this 512-nucleotide messenger RNA. RefSeq lists its product as uncharacterized. Gene Ontology annotation, molecular function: serine-type endopeptidase inhibitor activity; protein binding. The record is from RefSeq and is a predicted model, not a curated record. Lineage: Eukaryota; Metazoa; Arthropoda; Insecta; Diptera; Drosophilidae. The transcript has 2 exons. Bases 15 to 419 code for a protein of 134 amino acids.
GAUACAUUUCAGAAAUGUCUAACUACUAUCUGCAGCCAUUGCUCUUAACGGUUUGUGCCCUUAUCACCAGCGAUCUAGUGGCCACCCAAGAUUCCCUAAUAUUCGCAGCAACAACAGGUCCGCCUCCAAUGACCACAAGGCCAACAGCUCGGCUCGGUGGCAACUUUGUGCUGGUCAACAAUGAGCCAGUGGUGGGCACUAUGACACCCUUUGUCUCUGCAGCGCCGGCUCCGACGCAACAAUUCCUGGAUUGCUUUGGUCGUUGCCCCACAACGCCAGAAUAUAAUCCGAUCUGUGCGAGCAACAGGCAAAUGUACCUCAACGAACAGAAGUUUAACUGCGCUCUCUUCUGCGGUGCCGAUAUACGAAUUGUGCGACGAGGCAGCUGCCAAGGUCUGUUUCCCAUGCAGCGCGGCUGAAAUGCAGCUUACUCAUAGUGUACAUAGAGCUAGUAAUUUAAUGGUACUAUAAGAAAUAAGCCGGAUGCAACCGACUGUGCAAUACCCUGCUCG